AAUUACAAAAUAAUCUUGCAUUUUGAUCUUGAAGCAAAUAUCCAAUAUUUAUAAUUUUAAUUUAUAGGUCUAGCUCUACUAGGACACUAGGUCUAGAUCUACAAUAAUAUAAUACAUUAGAAUUAGAUAGAUCUAUCUAUUCACUAAUAUAGAUAUUAGAUAGAGUUUAGAUCUUUAUAGAAAUUAUACAUUUAAAUUUUAGACAAUUCGUCAAUUCCCCUUUACGCUUAGCCUUUUACUACUUUUAGCUGACUUUAGCGUUAGCCACUUAAUUUCUUAAACUUUACUUUAACUUAAAGGUCUUUGCUUCUUUACUGUGUCAACACACUGUGAGUGACUGUGUGAGUGAUUCACUCAGGCUCAGAUGCAAUAAAAGAAUGACAGACGGUCCCAAUUUGAUUGGUGCAGUUGACCAAGGAACAAGCAGCACCCGUUUUUUGAUAUUCAACUCAGAGACCUCUGAAGUUAUCACAUACCAUCAAACAGAAAUCAAACAAGUUUAUCCUAAAGAAGGAUGGGUGGAGGAGGACCCUAUGGAGAUAUUGGAGUCUGCCAAAAUUUGCAUUGAUAGAGCUACUAACAAUCUGAUUGGUUUAGGGUUUGAAGCCAGUGAUAUUAAAGCAAUCGGCAUAACUAACCAAAGAGAGACAACAAUUGUUUGGGAUCCUACAACAGGGAAGCCUUUAUAUAAUGCUAUAGUUUGGCUGGACUUGAGGACAGCGUCUACUGCCGAGGAGCUGAUUAAGAAAACACCUGGUCGAAAUAAAGAUUUUCUUCGAGGUCUUUGCGGUCUUCCCAUCUCCACAUACUUCAGUGCUGUUAAACUGCGAUGGUUGCUGGACUACUCGGAGGUUGUAAGGAAAGCUGUAGAGAAUGGCACGUGUUUGUUUGGUACAGUCGAUUCCUGGCUGCUCUGGAAUCUAACUGGAGGUAAAAAUGGGGGUAAACAUGUAACAGAUGUGACCAAUGCAAGCCGAACAAUGUUAAUGAAUUUAACUACGCUGGAAUGGGAUGAUUUCCUAUGCAGGUUUUUUGAUAUACCUAAACAAAUUUUGCCUGAAAUUAGAAGUUCCUCAGAAAUUUAUGGAGAGCUUGCAGUUACAGAUCUCAAAGGAAUCAAAAUUUCUGGGAUUUUAGGAGAUCAACAGGCUGCUUUGGUUGGUCACAGCUGCUUCAAAGUGGGUCAGGCUAAAAAUACAUAUGGCACAGGCUGUUUCUUGCUAUACAACACUGGCCUAUGUCCUGUGGAAUCAAAGACAGGGUUGUUGACUACAGUUGCCUACAAAUUGGGUAGAAACCGGCCAGCAGUCUAUGCAUUGGAGGGUGCUGUGGCAAUUGCAGGAGCGUGUGUGGCAUGGCUGCGGGAUAAUCUUAACAUCAUAAAAACCUCUUCAGAGAUAGAAAAGUUGGCAGCAGAAGUGGAUGGUACACAUGGUUGUUAUUUUGUUCCAGCUUUUUCUGGUCUUUUUUGUCCUUACUGGCAAAAUGAUGCUAGAGGGAUCAUCUGUGGACUGACUCAAUUCACUAAUAAAAAACACAUUGCAAGAGCAGCAUUAGAAGCCGUCUGCUUCCAGACCAAAGAGAUUCUCAAUGCCAUGAAUAAAGACAGUGGCAUAGACUUGACGAGUGUCAAGGUUGAUGGAGGGAUGACUGUCAACUCACUUCUAAUGCAGAUCCAGGCAGAUGUUCUGGGCAUCCGUGUUGUGAGGCCUUCCAUGACUGAGACAACUGCCCUGGGAGCGGCCAUGGCUGCAGGUGUGGCAGAGGGUAUUGAUGUUUGGGAGAAUUUGGACAACUUGACACCUAUUACCUGUGAUAUUUAUGAGCCUACCAUCUCAAUAAAAGAAGGUGAAGACAGGUUUGCUAAAUGGAAGGCAGCUGUGUCAAGAAGCAUGCACUGGGAAACAGCCUGGAAAUCAGAAAGAGCAACAAACUUUUGGGAUGUGAUGCCGCCUGGUCUCUUUUUGUUUUCCAGUUUUGGUCUAGUCAUCAUAGCAUCUCUUGUGGCCAAAGCAAGAUGAUUGAUGGAAUGAAAUAGUAUUGAGUUUAUUGUUAAUGUCAAGCCAUUCAAGUCAAUUACAUUGUAAACCACAACAAAACUCUCGAAGGUUGAUGAUUAGUUUUGUUUCAUUUUAAACACUUCUGUUUAUGUAUUCCACCUAAAGGAGUUUACAAUGUAUAUACAGAGGCCUUACGCAUGUGAUUCUUUCAUAUAGUCCAGAUUUUUUUAAACAUGUAAGUUGAUUUUCAAAUUUUAUGUGAAUUUUUGUCAACCAAUCGUACAAACAUUUUUUUUUUGUGCAACGGUCUCAGUCUAAUACAUUUUUUAUGGACUUGAGCCUUUUUGCUCAAUCUUCAUUUUCAUUGCUUCAAAAGGCAUAUACAUUUUGUUAUUUUAAUGACAUUUGUUUAUUAUGUUUUGUAUGUAGGUCACAAUGUCUUAAAAUAUGUUUUGAUGGCUCUUAAUUCUUUUUUUUUUUUUUUUGGCAUAGCUGUCUUCCAUGCUCCUAUAGCAUGCUCAUUAAGGUCUGGUCCAAUCUGUUUUGUUGACAUAUUGGUUGUGGUAUUAUCUGGCUGUAGGUUUCCCUGAUGCCUUUAGGGAAUCAGCAAACACAACUAGGAUAGAGUCAAAGGUCAAAUUAAAAAAAAUUCUAGUUUACAUCAGGGUAGAAAUUGGAGAUGCACUCAACUAGGUAGCAAAUUGAUUUAUACCACACAUCCCACAGAAUCUUUAAAUUACUUAUGAUCAUUGUUCUAUUGUGUAAUUAAUAGAGAGUUAUUUUGCUUAAACUUUGAUAACCUUUUUGUUUUAUUUGUGUCCAGAGCUUUAAUCUCUAUAGCUUGGCUAGGAGAUUUUAUUCAUGAUUGUACUUGUAAUCUUUUAACAAGCCUCAUAUAGAAGUGAAAAUGUAUUUAAGUUGAUAGUUUAAUCAAAUGUAUAACUUUAAAAUUUUUCCUGUCUAAAAAUUGUUACUUGUAAAAUGGUUUAGAUGUUUUGGAUGUUCCUUCAGAGUUGAAGAUAAUUUACUUCCUAGUCCAAACCUCCCGCAGGACGUUGGGGGGAUAGCAGCGGGCAGGGUAUGAACCUGGGACCAUUAGAUGACCAAACAACAGUCUUGCAUGCAUUACACUCGACCAGGCAGGCAUUUAACAACUUACUUUGUCAACAAUGAUUAGUAAUUCUUCUGUUGAUAGUUAAAAACUUACAUUUUAAAAUAAUAUUAAUAAUUUAAUUUAUAGAUCGCUGUUAACAAACAUGAUGUAGGCUCAGGGCACUGUGAUAACAUUACAAAUACAUGUGCUAGAACUAUUAUUGGUCUAAUACGUUUUAGCUAGCAAAAAAAAAAAUAUAUUGUUUGUACUUUGCAUUCAAGGAAAGGAUUUUAAAACUUUUUUUUUAUGUGUUUGUGACAUUUUUCCCUCAUUAGUUGUAACCUGGGAUCAGCACUCUGUAAGCCCUGUGACUGGAUUCUAGAGUUUAUUUUGAAGCACUAUUUAAAUCUUGUAGGUUGGUGCAAAUUAAACUGUUACAAUGCUUUUUUUUUUGUUCAAAAAUAAGUAUGGAAAAUAUCUAUUUACCAUCAUUUGUAAUGAGGGGCAUGGUGGCUGAGUGGUAAAGCACUUGGGUUUGAACUGGAGGGUCUCAGGUUCAAAUCCCAAUGAAUUUUGAAUUUCUAGAUUUUUAGUCUAAUUGGUACCUGGCAUUUGCUGGAGAAAGUAACAGUGGUAGGUCGUUAUGCUGGCCACAUAGCACCCUUGUUAAUUGUUGGCCAUAGAAAUAUAUGAUCUUUACAUCAUCAGCCCUAUAGAUUCCAAGGUCUGAAAGAGAUACUGCAUUGAAAACAUAAUCCAAACAAAUGUGUGUAAGCUAAAUAUUUUUACAGGUUUCCAUUCAAAGUUGGUGAAAACCAAACUCCAUUUUUUUUUCAUUGCUACACAUUUCUGUUUUUUCAUUGCUACAAAAGAUGCUUUGUUUUUUUUUUGUUUUUUCCUAUUAACUUUAAUUCUCCUCUUUGAGGCCAUCAUUGCAUGCUUAUCAAAUAAUUUCAUUGUAACUUUUAAUAAAUAUAUCUUUUUCAUGUAAGCCACUACACAACCUUUAGGUUUUUGUGACCUGUGAUUUAAAUUUUGUUUGGUUUGAUUUUGCUCAUAUAUUAUAUGGGCCAGUGUAAUUGUUUUUAGCACAUAUGCAAUGUAUUUUUCCCACUUGUAUUUGGGGGCUAGCAUUGUUUCCAAUAGUGCUGGAAGUUUUGGCAAAAAUCAUUGAGGUCAAGCCUCUUUUGGUAAAUUAGAUUCUUUGGCUACUGGCUUACAAAGAUAAUAGCUAACCCAGCACUGUGAGGCUAGCCAUUCUGUCCUAAAAAGUUGUUGUUUUUUUUUAGUCAGGUAUGCUUUAUGAGGUUUAAUUGAGUGCAAACAUCACAUCUACUGUAUCGACAAAUUUAGGUGUUAGCAGUGGAUUAAGAGUUUAGGUACAAGAGUUUCUGGUGCAUUUUGUGGCUGAGUGGUAAAGUGCUUGCCUUCUGAACCAAAAGAGUCUCUAGCUCGAAUCCCGGUGAGUUUAAAUUUCAGGAUUUUUAUGACACCCUUGUACUAUGUUGGGGACGUAAAGGUGUUUGUUGUAUAGGUCACAUGACACACUUGUUUACUGUCAGCCAAAGAAAUAUAUGCGCUUUGUAUCAUCUGCUUCCAUAGAUAGAAAGAUCUGUAAGGAGAUAUUUUUACUUUACUAUUACAUUCUGCAUGCAGAAAAUAAAAAAAAAAUUAAAAAUUUGCAAUGAAACUCAUUUAUUUUAAUUUCAGGGCCAGUCUGUUAUGAUCUUCUUUUCUAGAUCAAAGUAUGAUAUUCACACCAUAUACACUGUUGUCUUCCAGUCCUGGUUUUAGCAAUGUAGAGAUCUGUGCAAGAUCUUCUAAAGCUCAUCUACUAGAGGGAAAACAUGGGGUCUUCCCCCUCUUUCUUUAAAGUGAUCCAAAAAUUUACAAAGAUACACACACACACACAAGUACAUAGCUUGCAGUGACCAUGAUGUUCACACACACACACAUUACAUAGCCAGGAAUAGUCUUGAGGUACACACAUACACAUAUAAUCUAAUUUCAUCACUUGAACUGGUCAUGAAGUCAAAGUCUACAAGAAACAAUGAAUAGAAAAUGUUUUUUUUU
Biomphalaria glabrata is the source of this 5166-nucleotide messenger RNA. RefSeq names its product glycerol kinase-like. Gene Ontology annotation, molecular function: glycerol kinase activity. NCBI's taxonomy places the organism in Eukaryota, Metazoa, Mollusca, Gastropoda, Planorbidae. Bases 378 to 2021 code for a protein of 547 amino acids. The transcript has 18 exons. Gene Ontology annotation, cellular component: mitochondrion. Gene Ontology annotation, biological process: glycerol metabolic process; glycerol-3-phosphate biosynthetic process; triglyceride metabolic process. The record is from RefSeq and is a predicted model, not a curated record.